AUACGGGACGCCCAUAGGCAACGAUUGAUAGUUUAGUUUUUAUAACGCUGAAGUGCAGUUUGUUGGAAAUCACUUUUAUUUUUCCUCGGUUUUAUUCGUUUCUUCGUUAUUUCUCGAACCAUGAGGAUGAUCCACACGACAGCCUUUUCGCUGACCUUGGCAGUGACCUUUGCUGUCUGCGCCGCGGGGGUGACCGUCGAUAAAAAAGCUCUGAAAUUUUCAAACGAUCAUGAGCCACAGAUUUUGAAAAAACACGGCAAAAGAGGCGCUACUCCGGCCAAUUCGCUGGAAUUGGCCUACGGUCUACCUAAUGCGCAUUAUAAUAACCCACCGAUUUACGGACCACCCCCCGAAUCGCCGUCACCUCUCUACGAGAACCAUCAUCAUCAUCAUCACAAUUUUGCCGCCGCCGCCGCACCUCCGGCGCCUCUCUACAAUCCGCCGGUGGCCGCCGUCCUCGAGAAUCCCGCCGGACACCAAAUUCCGCACACGGAUUUAAUUCUGCAACCCGCGGCUCCCGUUGUGCAGAUUCCCCAACCUCUCGGACACCCGGCCCCCUACCCCGUCGGAGUCCCGGUCGUCCAGACGGUCACCAAACACGUCGGCGUUCCCGUUCCCGUUCCCGUUCACGUAGCGGUGCCCGUUCCCCGUCCCUAUCCCGUCCAGGUCGAGAGGAUAGUCCACGUUCCCGUAUCCGUUCCCAGACCCUAUCCCGUCGACAGGUACGUCCACGUGGACAGGCCCUAUCCCGUCGACAGGUACGUCCACGUGGACAGGCCCUAUCCCGUCCACGUCGCGGUCCCGGUCCACGUGCCGAAACCUUAUCCCGUACCCGUCGCCAUCCACAAGACACAGUGGAAACCUGCGAAAUACGGAUGGUAAUUUAUAUUAUGGAGCUGAUUGGAAGAAGAGACGAUCUGCAUAUAUUCGAUAACCGGAGUAAAUUGCGGAUUAGAGGGAUAAUCCGUAUGGUUAUGUUUUGUUCCCGUGGGACGAUGCAGAUGACAAUUGAUACGAGUUUUUGAGAGUACAUAAGUGCCACUGAUUUUUUUAACUUAGAUUGAUAUGGAAAUUAGUUUGAUCGACGCGAUAAUUAGAGGGGGAUGUAUACAGCUCGUAUUCGAUUUCAAUAUAACUGCGCGUCAUCGACGAGCAAUUCAACUUUUUUAAAGCAAUUUCAGUCCAAUCUUAAAAUUAGCGAAAAGUAAAACUCAAUAUUUCAAUAAUCGCGGACUCUCGCGACAACUGUAUAUCUAAUUAUUGUGGUUUAUAUCGUUCGAUCCGACUGAAAUAUU
Molecule: messenger RNA, 1295 nt
Organism: Athalia rosae (coleseed sawfly)
Lineage: Eukaryota; Metazoa; Arthropoda; Insecta; Hymenoptera; Athaliidae
Product: zinc finger protein 512B-like
Exons: 3
Coding region: 121-882 (253 amino acids)
Source: RefSeq, a predicted model, not a curated record